AUGAUAAUUUUCCAAGAGGAAGCUUGGUUUGACUCGGUGAGUAUUCUGGAGUCUGACUCGGAUGAUGACUUUAUCAGUAUACAUGGAGAUGGUUUUCCAUUAGCAAGCAAUCCAGUUGGGAAUAUCUCAAGUGGCCAAGUACUUCAGCAUGAAAGAUCUGCUCGCUUUGUUGAUAAUGAGUGUAAGUAUGAAGAAUACCAAAGCUAUAUGAUAAUUGAUGGAGGUAAAUCAGAUAAAAUCAGAGGCAAAGAUGAGCUCAGGGAAUCAAAUCGGUUUUCGCUUAUUGAUACACAAGGCUAUGAGCUUUCUCACUUAGGGAAGGCUGAUGAAGUUUGCAGUAAGAGGAAGAAUAUAUUAGAUCACUCUUAUGGAAGCUUUAAAGGACUUACAGAGGAUGGACGUGAUUCUAAUGAAAAAAUUCAAGACAAUGCCCUGAAAUCCGGCUUAUCUCAAUUGGUACCUUCUGUAAGUUUCAACGAUAAGAUUCUAAGUGCACACAGAGUUUGGUUCCGCAAUCCCAGAGAAAGCCAUCAGUCGUUUCCAGACUUUCUUUUAAAAGGAGAUCCUGUGAUGCAGAAGAAACCAUUGAACAAUAUUACCGAACAUUUCAAUGAUAUAUCCACAGGUCAAUCAAAAAGGUUUCUGUUUCGGCCUAGACCAGGAUAUAUCAUUCCAUGUUGUAGAGUAGAGAAGCCGACUUCAGGAUCUUGGUAUGAGAUUCCACCCUCAACUUUUAAAUUUUGUGGCGAGAACUAUUUCAAUCCAUGUACUCCAAUAGGUGUUGAUGUGUCUGUAUGCCCCAAAAAGAUACAUCACAUUGCCCAGCAUCCUGAGCUUCCCAAAGUGAAAGCAAAUGGGAAAGUGGUCAUUGUAAACAUACAGUUGCCUGCUUAUCCUGCUGCAAUGUUUCUUAGUGAUAGUGAUGGAGAAGGGAUGAGUCUUGUAAUGUAUUUCAAAGUUUCUGAGAAUUUUGAAAAAGACAUCUCUCCUAAAUUCCAGGACAGCAUUAAGAAAAUGGUUGACGAUGUGACAGAAAAAGUUAAAGGAUUCGCAAAGGACUCCACUGUACCUUUCAGAGAAAGACUAAAGAUCUUGGCUGGGGUGGUAAAUCCUGAAGAUCUCAGUCGGAGUUCUGCUGAGAAGAAGCUUGUACAUGCAUAUAACGACAAAUCAGUUCUUUCACGCCCCCGGCACAAUUUUUACAAGGGUCCUAACUACUUUGAGAUUGAUAUGGACAUUCAUCUCUUCAGCUACAUAUCAAGGAAGGGUCUCAAAUUGUUAUGA
Messenger RNA from Prunus armeniaca (apricot), 1284 nucleotides. Lineage: Eukaryota; Viridiplantae; Streptophyta; Magnoliopsida; Rosales; Rosaceae. The record is from the annotation of a GenBank genome assembly.